Alosa sapidissima (American shad) is the source of this 1911-nucleotide messenger RNA. It is a transcript of the gene elp4, whose product is annotated as elongator acetyltransferase complex subunit 4. Gene Ontology annotation, biological process: tRNA wobble uridine modification. The coding region runs from base 39 to 1238 and encodes 399 amino acids. Gene Ontology annotation, cellular component: transcription elongation factor complex; cytoplasm; elongator holoenzyme complex. The record is from RefSeq and is a predicted model, not a curated record. Lineage: Eukaryota; Metazoa; Chordata; Actinopteri; Clupeiformes; Clupeidae. The transcript is spliced from 10 exons.
GAAGAAACGCCCAUGUGCUUUGUCAACACGGAGGCAACAUGGCGGCUCCCGUUAGAAGCAUGAGCAACCCUUCUGGCAUAACUUGCAAUACAACCAGUUUUCAAAAGAAAUCCCGCAGCAAACUUGUUUCUAUCCCAGGGACAAGACCCUCUGUGCAAAACGGACAGCUUAUUGUGUCAACCGGUGUCACGUCUCUCGACUAUGUGAUCGGUGGUGGCUUGGCUGUUGGGACUCUGCUGCUUGUUGAGGAGGACCGAUAUGACAGCUACUCCCGCAUGUUGCUCAAGUACUUCCUGGCAGAGGGAGUGGUGUGUGGGCACGAGCUCUUUGUGGCAUCAGCUCAGGAUCACCCAGAUGAGAUCCUACAGGAACUUCCUGCUCCAAUCCUUGAUGAUGUCACUAGUCCUCAACCAGUUCAGGAACCAUCUCAGUCGUCUGACCCAGACAGUGGAGAAGACAUGAAAAUCGCCUGGCGGUACCAGAACCUUCCUAAAGUCCAGACUGCCCUGGCGUCCUCUGCACGGUUUGGUCAUUACUAUGAUGUCUCCAAGACGAUGAGCCCGGACAUGAGGCAGAUGGCCAAAUGCCACACGUUCUACCUCCCUGAACAGUCUCCAGAUGAUUCAACACCAACAAGUGCUAUGAGCGAGGCCUACUCCUCUCUGCUGAAGUCCAUCCAGAGGGUCAUCCAUCAGCAGGGCUUUGACGGCUCUGCUCCACAGUCUAAGAUGCGUAACGUCCUGCGACUGGGCCUUCACUCUCUGGGCUCGGUGCUGUGGGGCGAUGACCUGUUCUGCCGAGAGAGCCCCACCCAAAGCCACUCCCUCACCACCUUCCUGUACGCACUCCGAGCCCUGCUGCGCUCCUCGCUCUCCGUCGCCAUGGUCACCGUUCCCUCUCACCUCAUACAGAGCCGAGUGCUAAUGGGCCGUAUAACCCGACUCAGCGACACGGCCAUCGCUUUGGAAUCAUUCAGAGGCUCCGAGAAGGAGACCAACCCACUCUACAAAGACUACCAUGGCCUCCUCCAGGUGCAUCAGGUGCCUCAUCUGAACUGUCUGGUGUGUGAGGUCCCCGACACCAAAGACUUGGCCUUCAAACUCAAGAGGAAGCAGUUCACCAUUGAGAGGCUGCACUUGCCUCCAGACCUGUCAGACACAGUGAGUCGUGUGAGUAAAGUGGAGCUGGCAGCGGGCUGUGGUUCCACCGCCACUGGCAACAAGCACCUGGACUUCUAGAGCUUUCGCUUCUCUCUUUCCCUCCCUUUCUCUCUUUCCCUCUCUUCCUCUCUCUCUUUCUGUCCCCCUCUUUCUCCCUCUCUCUCUCCCUCUCUUUCCCUUCUCUCUCUCCCCCUCUUUCUCUCUCUCUCUCCCCCCUCCUCUCUCUCUUCCCCCUGCCAUACCUCCCCCCUCCCUUGCCAUUUCCAUGACAUUCUAACGAGAGCUUCCAACCCCUCCCCCCACAUCAGACUUGUCUGCCUCCGCCAAACACCCCAUCUCUCUGUCUCUCACACACACACACACACACACACACUCUCUCUCUCUCACACACACACACACACACAUACACGCAGACACACACACUCACACAUACACACGCACACACAUACAGGCACACCAUCCCCUCUCCCUGCUCCGACAUCUCGCCUCACCAACACACAGAUAAAUGAGAGAGAGAGAGAGAGAGAGAAUAUAUGGGAUAAACAGUGGGAGAAGAAAGGUUUGGAAAGAUCCAGCAAAUGAUCAGUAAUUAAGACUGUGUUGCAUACUGGGCUCUGCCCCUUAGCAGACCCACGCUGUUGCCCCUCUAAACUCACAGGUGCACCGCGGACACUCUCUGCACUCAGGCACUCUUGUACACCAUAUGUUGCUGUUGAUGUGAAGAAAAUAAACAAUUUCUUCUUUUUCUACA